This is a messenger RNA of Python bivittatus (Burmese python), 3529 nucleotides long. The record is from RefSeq and is a predicted model, not a curated record. Lineage: Eukaryota; Metazoa; Chordata; Lepidosauria; Squamata; Pythonidae.
UUAUUUUGAAGAUGAAACUAUUCACCGUCUGUUGAAGUACAAACCCUGGUGGAUUAACGCCUACGAGUUGAUGAUGAACUCUCAAGAAAGCCGUUCUUGGAUUUCCUUUACAGAAGAUGAGAAAGAUCAGUUAAGAAAAUUCACUAACAGAACAUUCCUGCUUGAUAAAAGAACCAGUCAACAAGUAUAUCUGAGCUUAGUUGAUAUACUUUUAGCAUAUUGCUAUGAAGUCUAUGCCACUGAAGGAGAAAAUAAUGUUGAGUCACCAUGGAAUAUACGAAAGUUGAGUUCAACUUUAUGCUGGCUGGAGAGUUUUACUAACAUUUCGGAAGUUCUUAUAUCCUUUGGAAGAAGAGUUCUGUGCUACCCACUUUACAGACACUUCAGUUUAGUGAUACGAGCCUUGAAUGACACUAUAAUGAUAUUACAGUUAGGUAAAAGUGCCAUUUUGAAGUGUCUGCUAGAUAUUCACAAGAUUUUUCGGGAGAAUGAUCCUGCAUAUAUUCUUAAUGACCUUUACAUCACAGAUUACUGCAUUUGGAUUCAAAAAGCUAAGUCAAAGAAGUUGGCAGCCCUUGCCGAAUGCAUGCAGAAAGCAGGGCUUAGUAAGGAGAGAUUAGGUUUCGAAUUAGAUGAUCUGGAGAGAGCAGCACUUCUGGUACAAGAGGAAGAGGAAGAGUUAAAAGCUACUGACGCAGGCGAUUCUAAGCAGCAGCUGCUGCCUCUCUGCCAAGAAGCAGCGAGUGAGUCUGAGGACUCAAGCAGCACUUCAUCAUACGAGACAGGAGACUCUGAUUCGGAUGAACAAGAGUCCUCAGCCAGUGAAGAUGGGAAAAUAAAUCCUUUACAACGCACACUCCAAGAGGAGAGGACAGCCCCACUUAUUGACAAUAAUGGAUUAAGGCGAGACACAGGCACUUUGACACUGGAGGGUAGCAAUGAAAAAUCAAAGGCUUCUCUACAGUCUACAUCUGUUUCUGGAAAACUGAUAGAGGAAUUAGAAAAGCAAAUGCAGACAGCAGUAAGGCUGACGGAGCAGCCUACAGCUUCACCUUCUCCCAGAGGUGAGGGCCAGGACUGCAGCAGCAGCGCUUUGCAGGAGAUGGGGACCAAGUGCACCGCUCAGCCUCGAGGACAUUCACUGGAUCAUAAUUAAAAGGAACAUUUCUUGGAGGUGACUCCAAAGUUUUGGGGAUUGCAGAUGCAGCUUCUUAGACAAUAAUUAGGGAGAAUUGGUUAAUAUAUGGAAGCAAAAUAAGUAUUUUUUUAAAUAUGGGUGUCCUUCAUCAAAACCCUUCAUGAGAGAUGGGGACAAGGUUGUACUAAAUAUAUAAUAGUAAUCCCAUCUAAUUAAGUUCUGAUGCCUAGCCAUAAGAAGUUUCUGUAAGAUUUUCUGUAAUCUUACAUUACAUUAGUUUAACUGCAUUAGAAAAGUAUGAUUACACAUGGAAGGAGGUUACUGGUUUCUAAAAAAAGGAUGCUUAAAUAUGUUUGUAUUUUAAAACGAAUUUCAUUAGCAGCUUUUGAAAUGUUAUUCAGUAUUAAUAUCUUGUUUAUUUGCUUCUAAAUAUUUUGAGGUGCCUGUGCCUGAGUAGAACAAGUAGAAAACCUUGUAGAUUCCAGGUACUUGCAAGUAGUAACUCUGACUUUCAAGAUGAUUUGUACAUGCAGCAUAUUCAUUACCUGUGCAGACUGAUGGCACUAAUAUUUCCCAGUACUGAAUUCUGUGGAAUUUACUGAGGCUUACUGGCAGGCACUAACAGGGAAGAAAUUGGGUCAAUUAAGAUUUUACAGUGAACCUACCUAAUUUUCAAUUCUUUAAACAAUACACAAAUUGGAAUCCAGCUGUCCCUCAAUAUUUAUCUUUAUGCAAAUUAUGCAAUGCAAUUUUCCUAUCAAAAAAUUGAAUAUAAAUGCAUAAAUUAGGUUGGUUGUGUUUGUGUGUAUAUGCUUAGAUAUAUCAUAAAUUCUGCAUGACAUAUAUCAAAAGACUGUAUUGUGGUCAUUAACCAGCACAGAGGAAAUCAAUACAUGAAUAUCCGAAGCUGAAUCAACAAUAUCAGAAUAGUUAGGAGAAAUACAUAUAAAGAAUUUUGACUAAAAACAAUAUUAAAAACAGCUAAGAUACUUGUUCUAGCUACACAUGUGUGACAAAAGAGAAAAGGGAUUAGCAUAUAUUCACUUUGGACAUAUAGUAAAAAAAAAAAAUCCAUAUUACCUUGUGUAUAUUAGGAUAAAUGAGAAUUUAAAUACAAAUAAAUUCGUACCAAUUUUUGCUAAAAAGGCAAUAAUGCAAAAAUAAGAUUAACAAACUUAAAAACUGGGGUGGUGGGAAAUCAAAACUCAUAGAAACCAAAACUGAUAGGUUUCUAUCCAUCAAAAUGCUUAUUUGUGAAAUGUGACUAAAUUUAGCUAUGUUAUUUUAGAGUAUACAACAUACAUUUCAUUUCUGAUUAUUAAACAUUUGAUUGCAGAUUAUCUGUAUGCUACUGGUCUGUGGCUCAGCUGGAUAAAAUAUGAUUCACUGGUUAGAAUGCAGGUCUGAAAUGUAGGGAAUGUCCCUUAGUUGUAAUUAUGCCUGUGGCUUAACAAAAGAUGAACUGUGACUGAAGAGCAGAGAUCAGCAUUUUUCAUUUAAGGUUAUAUGCCCCAAUCAUGUGUUCUUCACCUCAUUAUGCUACUAAUAGGCAAAGCUGCAUUUUUUCAUUUGCAUCCAGGAGGUACAAUAGACACAUCCAUUAUCAUGGGUAUAAUUUGGCAUCCUGAACUAUAAGGAACUGUUUCGUAUUAUUUGAAUUCUUUCACAAUGUCUUUCCACAGUGAUUAGUGAUAAUAUAAUAAACUGCGCAGAAAAUACACCUAAAACACCCACUUGGUUAACAUGUCUAGUUUGUGCAAAUUUGAAAAUAAAACUGAGGAGGUAUCAUGUAUACUACUGCCCAAGCACUGGAAAUCAUAUGGCAAAAGGUAAGUGGCCCAUUAUUCACUUUCAGCCUGCCAUUUGCCUGUGGCAGGCAAUGAAGUGUGCUUGCUCCCUGAGAAUUGACUGUUAUGUUGAUGAAAAUGGAUCUCCUUAUUCUAUCCUUUUUCCUACAUCAGCAAAAUUGUUACCUCAGUCUGACUUUGUUGUGACUUUAGAUGUUGACUUUUUCACCCGCUCUCCCAAUAUUUAGGAAUGUCCACUCCUCAAAGAGAACAAUGGCUUUCACUUUAAGUGUUAGAAAUAUAUAAAACUUCAGAGUUCGUUUCUGUCUGAAUUAUUCUUUAGGCAUGGCAUAAGGCUGCCUCUGAAAAUAGCAUAUUAUGCUCAAGUGUUUCCUUAAAAUAACAACACCUGAAUGUGCUUCUCUACAAUAAUUAGUAACAAUUAUGCCAUGACAUCAUAAUAACACUCCUUCCAUAUAAGCCCCAAAAUAGGUUUAACAAAAAUAUUUUAAAAAAGAGCACACACAUCAGAAUCCCUUCAAAAUCCCAUUAAAUCUCAUUCCUACUUGUGUGUGGCUUUUACCCCAGCCUCCAAUGUUAACUA